Messenger RNA from Malaya genurostris, 3477 nucleotides. RefSeq lists its product as uncharacterized. NCBI's taxonomy places the organism in Eukaryota, Metazoa, Arthropoda, Insecta, Diptera, Culicidae. The coding region runs from base 1 to 3477 and encodes 1158 amino acids. The record is from RefSeq and is a predicted model, not a curated record. The transcript is spliced from 4 exons. Gene Ontology annotation, molecular function: nucleic acid binding. Gene Ontology annotation, biological process: DNA integration.
AUGGAAGAAACGGAGCAAAUAAUCCAGACCGUAUCGUUAUUCAGUCCCGCGUCAUACAACCUGCCACAGUUUAAAUUUUCGCAUCUACCUACGUCAGAAAUAAGAAAUGCUUGGAAUUUUUGGCUUCGCUGGUUUGAAAAUGUUAUGGUUGCAUCAAAUAUUGCAGAUGGCAGAAGUCGCAAAGCACAGUUGCUUGCGAUGGGUGGAAUUGAAUUACAGAGUGUUUUUUAUGGAAUACCCGGUGCAGAUGAUGCUGACUUGGAUGGUGAAGAUCCGUACGAGAAAGCAAAACAGAAACUCAAUGAGCAUUUCUCUCCGAAGCAGCAUGAAAGCUUCGAGAGGUUUCAGUUCUGGUUGAUGUGUCUAGAGAAGGAUGAACCAAUCGAGAAGUUUUUGCAUAGAAUCCAACAGAAAGCAGAAAAAUGCGUUUUUGGCACGAAUGAGCAAGAAUGUCGUCAGAUUGCGAUCAUUGAUAAGAUCAUUCAAAACGCACCCGAAGAUCUUCGUCGGAAACUACUGGAAAAACAACAAUUAACGCUCGAUGACGUGUCAAAGAUGAUUAACGCGUACCAAUCCAUAAGACAUCAAGCUGCUCAAAUGACCAAUCAAUCUAAACCGCAAGUUGACGUUCAUAGAUUAAUAGUUAAAAAACGAGGCUUGCCCUUCUAUAAGGAUUCUGGGAUACCAGCAUACAAAGCAAAAUGUUAUCGCUGCGGAAGGCUUAAGCAUCCUGAACUGGAAAAGUGUCCGGCCGUUGAUAAAGUUUGUCACAGAUGUCAAAAUAUUGGCCAUUUUCAAACGAUGUGUAGAACUAAUGGAGGAAGGGAGCCGAUGAGAGGGCAGAAACGCAGAUAUUCUCCUACGACAACAGGCUACCCUUGUGAUCACCGUCAGCAACGUAAGUUUGUUAGACGCGUAGAUACUCAUAAGGAAUACGUCCCUAAAGAAGAAAAACUUCCUAUAUACCAAAUUUCGAGCGAAGACGAUGAAUACCUCUUAUGCCGAGUAGGAGGGGUAGAAAUCGAAAUGAUCAUUGACUCUGGUUCAACGUACAAUCUCAUCGAUGAUACAACCUGGGAGCUUUUGAAGCUCAAGGAUUUUAAGUACAAUUCGCAAAGAUUUGAUUCUUCGAAACGGUUCCUUGCUUAUGGCAAAGUACCAUUGAAGCUUCUAGCUGUAUUUGACGCUGUUCUUGAAAUCUCGGAUGCGGCUGAAAUCAUUUCAUCUAAUUGCACAUUUUAUGUGAUUGAAGAUGGUCAACAACCUCUCCUUGGAAGGCUCACAGCACGAAAAUUAGGUUUGCUUCGAAUCGGAUUACCAAGUAUGCUUAGGGAAGACAUCAACCACGUAGCUGGACCGAAAACUUUUCCUAAAAUUAAAGACUUUAAACUGGUUCUACCUAUCGACCGAAGUGUACCACCGGUAAUUCAGCCGCUUCGUCGUUGCCCUGUCCCAAUUCUUAAUCAAAUGAAAGCAAAGUUGGAGGAGCUGCUAGAAAUGAAUAUCAUUGAGCGUGUCACAAAACCAACAUCUUGGGUAUCUCCACUGGUACCAAUUAUAAAAGAUAACGGCGAGUUAAGAUUGUGCGUAGACAUGAGACGCGCGAAUGAGGCGAUCCAGAGAUUAAACCACCCUUUACCAGUAUUUGAGGACUUAUUAGCAAGAUUCAGUGGUGCAAAAUACUUCACUACGCUCGAUAUCAAACAGGCCUUUCACCAAGUCGAACUGUCUGAAGAAAGUCGUGAUAUAACCACCUUCAUAACCAACUGGGGCCUGUUCCGUUAUACGCGUCUCCUAUUUGGUGUAAACUAUGCGCCUGAAUUUUUCCAGAAUCUCAUGGAGAGUAUUCUAUCUGAGUGUAAUAAUACAGUAGUAUUCAUCGACGACAUAGUUAUCUGGGGGGUUACUGAAAAGGAACAUGACGAGUCGGUUAAGAAAACACUAUCAGUAAUAGCGUCCUACGGUAUAUCGCUCAAUGUCCAGAAGUAUCUCGCAACACUGAGUCAUCCUCUCAGAGAACUUUUGAAGGGAUAUAAUCAGUUCGAAUGGCUUCCAGAACAUGAACAAUCAUUCGAAGCACUUAAACGUCAGAUAGGUCGUGUCGAUUACCUGGGCUAUUUUGAUCCUAAGGAUAACACAAUUUUGGAAGAUUCGGAAGUCUACAUCCGGAGAACAGCUGCUAAUGUGUUAGCAACACUGUCUCCCGAACUACCAGCAAUUGAUAUUUCUGAGAUAAUUGAAGCCACGGCGAACGACGAAGAAAUGCAGGCCGUGAAGUCAUCGAUUUUGGAAGAGGAUUGGUCGUCGAAUCUAGCGAAACAGUAUUCGGCUUUCCGCAGUGAAUUAUCGUUCGCUAAUGGAUUAAUUAUGCGAGGCUCAAAACUAGUUGUACCUAUGAAUCUAAGGAACAGGAUGCUAAUGCUCGCACAUGAGGGCCAUCCAGGGCAAUCCUGCAUGAAACGACGCCUCAGAGAACGCUGUUGGUGGCCAAACAUGGAUAAUGAAAUUAUAAAGGUUUGCGAAAAAUGUGAAGGUUGUAGACUUGUCCAAAUUCCCGAUCCACCAGAACCAAUGCAGCGCAGACCAUUACCAGAUAAACCAUGGAUCGACAUAGCCAUCGAUUUUCUUGGUCCCUUGCCGAGUGGAGAAUACAUAUUAGUUGUGAUAGAUUAUUUCAGUAGACACGUUGACAUAGAAGUAAUGACAGUAAUUACGGCCAAGGAAACCAUUAAACGAUUGUGUAAAAUAUUCGGAUUGUGGGGAGUACCGCGCACAAUAACGCUGGAUAAUGCGAAACAAUUUGUUGCUGGUGAGUUUCACGAUUUUUGCAAGUUGAAGGGAAUCCACCUAAAUCAUACUUCACCAUACUGGCCUCAGGCUAACGGUGAAGUAGAACGCCAAAACAGAUCUUUGCUAAAACGUUUGAAAAUCGCAAAUGCAUUGUACGGCGAUUGGAAAGCUGGUAUGGAACAAUAUCUGGAAAUGUAUAACAAUACACCACAUUCGACUACUGGGAAAUCUCCAAACGAACUACUUCAAAAUCGUCGACUUCGGUUCAAGCUUCCUAACUUAGAGGAUUUAGCAACUGCAGUCCCAUCAACAGAACACGGAGAUAAGGAUGCUACUCGAAAAUUUUUGGGAAAGGAGAGAGAGGAUGCUAAACGCAGAUCCAAGUCUAGUAGCAUUUCCGUUGGUGAUGUCGUACUCAUGCGGAAUCUUCAUCCUACGAAUAAACUCUCUACCAACUUUCUGCAGGAAAAGUAUCUGGUAGUAGAGCGAAAUGGAGCUAAUGCCCGAGUUCGAUCAGCAGACACAGGUAAAACGUAUGACAGAAACGUGUCACAUUUAAAAAAGAUUCCAGGUACACUCUUGUUAGAUACUAAAGAAGAAAUUAACGAUCCAACUGAGAAACCCUCUGAAACAGCUAUGCCACGACGAUCUGUACGAACUCGAAAACCACCUGUCCGUUUUGAUUAA